Messenger RNA from Amoebophrya sp. A25, 3955 nucleotides. Lineage: Eukaryota; Dinophyceae; Syndiniales; Amoebophryaceae. The record is from the annotation of a GenBank genome assembly.
AGUUUUCCGCAGCCGAAGGGGAGUCUGAGGUCGAAAACGAUCUAGUACCUCACGAUGCUGUGCUAGCGUGGCGCCAAAACCAACGGGACCAGAUGCGGAUUAUGCGGCAUCAGUGGUGCCCCAUACUUUUAAGGCUCCGAACUGUCAACACUUAAUGUUACUGCUUUUCAUCGAAUAGUUGUAGCACUAGCUAUUGCCUCGCCAGCGAGGAAAGUACCUCCGUCAACCCUUCCGUUCAUUCCGAUUGUUCAACUAUCGUCACGCCAGUCACGCAGUUCAACCCCCCAUCCUCCAAACUGUCGACGUCAACUACCCAUCUCGUCCUACAGCCAACUCAGUAUCUUUCAAUUAUUUCUACUUGAAAAGAAAGUUAUUGUCUCAAAUAAAUUUGAGAAUAAGUAGAUCAUGUACUACAACUUCCAAAGGUAGUACUAGUACUAGUACUAGCACUAGUCCUAUCAUGAUGAACGUACUCGUACUAGUACUAUCAUAAUGGGUUGUUCGUCUUGUGGUCGGUGCAAGCCCUAAGAAUUUCAGCAGCGCGGGAAGCAAAAGUUACUGGAGCAGAGAAGAUGCUUCGAGAAGCUAUAGCAUCCCAGAGUCUUCCGGAAGAUCAUCCAUUGAUGAAAAAUCACGCUCAUUUGUGCGCUGUUCGAGAGAGGGCUGAGGAGCGCAGGGUCUGCCUUGCAACCACCGUGGAGUGUUAAGGCUUCAUCAUGAUCCCAUUAUAAGUAAUUAAUGGUCCAUGAUCGAGUAUGAAAUGGAUGGUCCAUGAUCGACCUUCAGGUUCAGACACAGACACUCCCCUAAGUAACGAUCCAUCGACCUUCAGGUUCAGACACAGACACACAAACAUAAUGGAGAAAGGGGUCAUUUGUUUUGAUCUUCGACAUGCUGAGAGAAGUCUGUCGAAGAUCCGCGCGACCGCGUCUAAGACUGGCAAAGCAGGACAUUGGAGAGACAGAGGGCCACUUUCUCUUCCUUUUUUCCUUGGCAAACGACAAAAGGGAGUGCCAUGGAUGAUUAAGGCAACUACUUACCUCUUGUAGUAGAGAACAUUUUCAUAGACCUUCUUGUAUACAUUUAACCUGGAGAUUGUCUUAACUAAACCUGGAGAUUGUCUUAACUAGACACGUGCUUAUACUAGAGAGAGAGAGUAUCCCCACAACAUAAGAAAGCAUUCUUCUUGUCUGGUGGUUCUUUUUCAAUGAAAAAGACGACCAAGGAUGUUGGUUUUCAGGUUAUUUUGAUUUAAGUAUAUCUAAGGAUGUAGAUAUUGAGAUGUACUAGAUCUAGAUCAUGUUGUGAUAGCUCCUCUAAGACGAACCGGCUCCGCUCGUGCCAGCUGGAGCUACUUCAUCAUCGACGUCUGGAGCCUCCUCACCGUCAUUUGGAGCUGCUUCGCCGUCACUUGGAUCAGGAGCUAGUCCUACAAUUCCAGGAAGCCUUCCAUCCCAACAUUAAGUCUAGAACCGUUCUUAAGUAGAUCUCAGGCUAGCAACGUCCUCAACGCGAACAUCCUUGGUCCGUUUGUUUCUUCUUUUUUCUAAAAACUACACACAGAUUUAAGCCAAGGAUGCAGAAGAUGCGUUCAGGGAGGUUAUGAUUAACUACUUACGCGGUUCUUGCUCUAACAAUUUCCACAAGCUACACGUCGCGUCAAUCCGAAUGAGCAUCACGAACAAGCGAGCAUGCGGGAAAAGUUAAGACGGAAUCCGAGGUACAGCGCUAAUUUGAUCUGCGACAAGUUUGGUAUUUGGUACCUCGUUGGGUCGAGCCAGAUACCCUAUCCGGUCCCGGCGCCACCGAUGGUGCCUGGCGGCACCGAUGGUUCGUUUCGCCCCGUUAACGUCUAUGAGGCACCUGCUUCACCUCAGGACGCUCAAGCACUAGUGCGCGAUUUGCAGCUCCUACGUAAGGCUUGUUACCUCACUCUCUGGAAUUCAUCUUGUUGAGAAGCAUCUACUUCCUUUGGCCCCUUAUCACUUUACCCUCAAGCUGCCACGUGAUCAGGGACAUUCUUGGACUCCUGUUACACCUUCAUUUAAGGGGAAAACUACACGUAAAAGUAGAUGACUCUUGCAAGAUGAAUAUAUUCUGUAAGGUCAGUCUUGGUCUAACCUACGCAUCAUGCACAAGCGGAAAGAAGGACAUGGAGGACGUACGAAUAAGAGUAAAAGUAGUGCAUCGGAAGUAGAAGAUUCAGACCAGGAUCAAAAGAACGGAGGUUCCGAGAGCAACCGAGCAGAAGGUCAAGGUGGUGCCGCCACUAACAGUUGUGAUGACAAUUCAGCUGCUCCUUCACCCUCUAGAGCAUCAAGCGCAGCGUCAAAAAAUGGCGCAACCAGUAAAAAUUUGAGCGGUCCAGAACUUCUCGUAGAAGAAUACGGGUUGACGCUUUUGCAAGCGCAAAUGUUCGUUCGGGAGCUUGUACUUCACGCGAAAGAGGGCAAACGUUGGAUAGCUUUGCAAGUUGCACAUGAGGUGAGCGGAAGCGGCUUCUUUAAGAGCAGCAACUAUUAAGGCUUAUUGUACCAGUACCUUAAAGAUCAAUCUACACUCUGAAGGCAUCUGGAAGUAUCCUGAAGGCGACAUCAGACUGAAGCAUGAUCCUGAAGACUGAUCAGACUGAAGCAUCAUGAUGAAGAGACUCUCUUCAAUGAAUAAGAAAGGAGGAACAGGACGCUUGCCUCUUAGGAUUGACCUUAGGAUCAUGAGCUCUAAAACUAUCAGCGAGGACGUCACUGUCGACCGGAGCACGUUUCUGCAAAGGCUAGUCGCCGUCUGAAUCUCAACAAAACCGCUACUGAGCGCAACCUCUCAAAGCAAGGAUUGCGCUCUAACAUUUUGAACCUCGAGAAGAAGCUCGCCUCCAACCCUCGUCCAGGAGAUAGUGAUAGCGAUAGCAGUAUGGUAGUGGUACUGAUUCUACUUAUGAUAUGAAAGAAUAGAUUGUUGUUCCUUGAAUGUCAACAAUAAAUUUCAUAUAAUUUUACGGAGUUUGUUCUUGUUGUUCGUUAUGAUUUUAGGCAUUUUUUAUUUAUUCAUCCGCCAGCCUCACAAAAACAGGAGGAUCAACCUGCUCCCUGGAGCAAGAGGGGCAAGAAGAAGAAAGAAAAACGCCUAGCUAAAAUGCGGAAAGCUCACGAUGGAGAGUCGUCCACAGAUGAUGACUUUGAUUAAGGCAAAAGAGGAUCUGCUAACACACAUUGCAUUUUGCAUCUCUACUGGGAGAGUAGUAAAAAGUCCAAUCUCUAUCUUAUGCAUUCUACAAGGCCUAUCUCGUCCUUCUCCUCUCGCCACAUCUUUCUUCUUACAUACAGGAUUGAAAGAUGCAGGCACGCGCAAAAAAUGUACUCGAAAACUGAAAAUCAAAGCGAGUAGCUAACUGAAAUAACCGAGUAUCUCAGAAGAUUACCCUCUUCAGUUACUCGCUGAUUUCAGUUUUUCAAUGACCGAGUCCACUGUUUUGCACCCCUCUAAUCUGAGACCGGAGAUUUGCAGCAGCAUGGUGGAACUGUGCCGUGGUCUGGGUCUUACAUCGGCAUAGCAUUUUUAAACCUCAACACCUGGCAGCCAGGGUAUUCAGACUGGAUUUGGAGCAUGUUCGAUAAGGACUGGCUCUCAAAGCAUUUAGUCGAAGAACGUACUUAUUUUUUUCGAAGCAUUUGGUCGAAGAACGUACUCAUUUUUUUCGAAGCACCUGGUCGAAGAACAUACUUAAAUUGUGAUUUUUUUCUUGACGAACUAUGACUAUCUUCAAUGAACUAGUUGUACUAGUAAGUUACUAAUCUUCAUAAACGUUAUGGUGUGUGUAAGUGCAAGUACUAACACUAGGUAGUGAUGAACUGUAUUGUUUCUUUGAGGACUGCGAUUUUAGUCAGAGAUGAGCACACGACAGGUAAUGGCGUUGGUCUGCUUAUUGACCCUCGCAAGCCCGGCGAUGUUCUUGUAG